AUGAUGCGACUUCUGUCACUUCUUCUGGGACUUUUGGGGCCAGGUGGCUACUUGUUCCUUUCAGGGGAUUGUCAGGAGGUGGCCACUCUCACUGUGAGAUAUCAGGUGGCAGAGGAGGUACCGGCUGGCACCGUGAUAGGGAAGCUGCCUCAGGAACGGGGCCAGGAGGAGGGGCCUGGCCAAGCGGGAGCUGCCUUCCAGGUCCUACAGCUGCCCCAGGGACUCCCCAUCCAGGUGGACUCUGAGGACGGCGUGCUCAGCACAGGGAGGCGGUUGGACCGGGAGCAGCUUUGCCGGCAGCAGGAUCCCUGCCUGGUAUCCUUUGACGUGCUGGCCACAGGGGAGCGGGCGCUCAUCCACGUGGAGAUCCAGGUGCUGGACAUCAAUGACCACCAGCCGCAGUUUCCCAAAGGUGAGCAGGAGCUGGAGAUCUCUGAGAGCGCCUCUCUGCGCACCCGGAUCCCCCUGGACAGAGCCCUGGACCCGGACACUGGCCCCAACACCCUGCACUCCUACACCCUGUCUCCCAGCGAGCACUUCGCCCUGGAUGUCAUUGUGGGGCCCGAUCAGACAAAACACGCAGAACUGGUGGUGGUGAAGGAGCUAGACCGGGAAAUCCACUCAUUUUUUGAUCUAGUGUUAACUGCCUAUGAUAGUGGGAAUCCCCCCAAGUCAGGCACCAGCUUGGUCAAGGUCAGCGUCCUAGACUCCAAUGACAAUAGCCCUGUGUUUGCUGAGAGCUCACUGGCCCUAGAAAUCCAAGAAGACGCUGCCCCUGGUACUCUCCUCAUAAACCUGACAGCCACAGACCCUGACCAAGGCCCCAAUGGGGAGGUGGAAUACUUUCUCAGUAAGCACGUGCCUCCGGAGGUGCUGAACACCUUCAGUAUUGAUGCUAAGACGGGCCAGGUGACUCUGCUCCAGCACCUAGACUAUGAGAAGAAUCCAGCCUACGAAGUGGAUGUCCAAGCAAGGGAUCUGGGUCCCAAUCCCAUCCCAGCCCACUGCAAGAUUCUCAUCAAGGUUCUGGAUGUCAAUGACAAUGUCCCAAGCAUCCACAUCACGUGGGCCUCCCAACCAUUGCUGGUGUCCGAAGCUCUUCCCAAGGACAGUUUCAUUGCUCUCAUCAUGGCCAAUGACCUGGACUCAGGAAACAAUGGUCUGGUCUACUGUUGGCUGAGCCAAGAUCUGGGCCACUUCAGGCUGAAAAGGACCAAUGGUAACACAUACAUGCUGCUAACCAAUGCCACACUGGACAGAGAGCAGUGGCCCCAAUAUACCCUCACUCUGUUGGCCCAAGACCAAGGACCCCAGCCCUUAUCAGCCAAGGAACAGCUCAGCAUUCAGAUCAGUGAUGCCAAUGACAAUGCACCUGUGUUUGAGAAAAGCAGGUACCAGGUCUCCACUCGGGAAAACAACCUACCCUCUCUUCACCUCAUCACCAUCAAGGCCCAUGAUGCAGACCUGGGUGUUAACGGGAAAAUCUCAUACCGCAUCCAGGACUCCCCAGUUUCUCACUUGAUAGCUAUUGACUCAGACACAGGUGAGGUCACCGCUCAAAGGUCACUGGACUAUGAACAGAUGGCAAGCUUUGAGUUCCUGGUGAUUGCAGAGGACAGCGGGCAGCCCCAGCUCACAUCCAGUGUCUCUGUUUGGGUCAGCCUCCUGGAUGUCAAUGAUAAUGCCCCAGAGGUGAUUCACCCCAUACUGAGUAAUGGGAGAGCCAGCCUCUCGGUGCUUGUAAAUGCCUCCACAGGUCAUUUGCUGGUGCCCAUUGAGAAUCCCAAUGGCCUGGGCCCAGCGGGCACUGACAUACCACUACAGGCCACCCCCAGCUCUCAGCCGUUCCUUUUGGUAACUAUCAUAGCAAGAGAUGCAGACUCGGGGGCAAACGGAGAGCUUCUCUACACCAUUCGGAGUGGGAACGAAGCCGGUGUCUUCGUCCUCAGCCCCCACCUGGGGCAGCUGUUCAUCAACCUCACCAAUGCCAGCAGCCUCACUGGGAGUGAGUGGGAGCUGGAGAUUGUGGUGGAAGACCAAGGCAGCCCCUCCUUGCAGACCCGAGCCCUGCUGCAGGUCUUGUUCGUCACCAGUGUGGACCACUUGAGGGAUUCAGCCCAUGAGCCAGGGGCCCUGAGCACAUCGGUACUCACGGUGAUUUGCCUGGUCGUACUGCUUGCCGUCUUUGGGUCCAUCUUGGCUCUGAUCACGUCUAUCUGCCGGACGGAGAAAAAGGACAACAGGGCCUACAACUGUCGGGAGGCUGAGUCCACCUACCGUCACCAGCCCAAGAGGCCUCAGAAACACAUUCAGAAGGCGGACAUCCACCUUGUGCCUGUGCUCAGGGGCCAGGUGGAUGAGCCUGGCGAAGUCGGGCAGCCCCCCAAGCAUGUGGGCGAGGAAGCAAUGAUGGAAGCAGGCUGGGACUCCUGCCUGCAGGCCCCCUUUCAUCUCACACCGACUCUGUACAGGACUCUGCGUAACCAAGGCAACCAGGGAACGCUGGCCGAGAGCCGAGAGGUGCUGCAGGACACUGUUAACCUCCUUUUCAACCAUCCCAGGCAGAGGAACGCCUCCCGGGAGAACCUGAACCUUGCCGAGCCCCAGCCUGCUGUAGGCCAGCCCCGCUCAAGGCCCCUGAAGGCUGCGGGCAGCCCCACAGGAAGAGUGCCUGGAGACCAGGGCAGCGAGGAGGCCAUGCAGAGCCCGCCAGCCUCCUCUGCAACCCUGAGGCGGCAGCGGAAUCUCAAUGGUAAAGUAGCCCCUGAGAAAGAGUCAGGCCCCCGUCAGAUCCUGCGGAGCCUGGUCCGGCUGUCUGUGGCCGCCUUUGCGGAGCGGAACCCUGUAGAGGAGCUCACCGUGGAUUCGCCUCCUGUUCAGCAAAUCUCCCAGCUGCUGUCCUUGCUGCAUCAGGGCCAAUUCCAGCCCAAACCAAACCACCGGGGAAAUAAGUACUUGGCCAAGCCUGGCAGUGGCAGGAGUGCAAUCCCAGACACAGAUGGCCCAGGCACCAGGGCUGGUGGCCAGGCAGAACCAGACCAGGAAGAAGGACCCCUGGACCCUGAAGAGGACCUUUCUGUGAAGCAGCUGCUAGAAGAAGAGCUGUCAAACCUCCUGGACCCCCACACAGGCCUGGCCCUGGACCGGCUGAGCGUCCCUGACCCGGCCUGGAUGGCAAGACUUUCUUUGCCCCUCUCCACCAACUACCGUGACAACGUGUUCUCCCCGGACUCUGCGACCUCGGAGGAGCCCAGGACCUUCCAGACAUUCGGCAAGGCGCCCGAGCUGAGCCCUACAGGCACGCGGCUGGCCAGCACCUUCCUGUCGGAGAUGAGCUCGCUGCUGGAGAUGCUGCUGGAGCAGCGCCCCACCGUGCCGGUGGAGGCCGCCUCUGAGGUGCUGCGGCGGCUCUCCGUCUGCGGGAGGACCCUCAGUCUAGACCUGGCCACCAGCGGGGCCGCGGGCUCCGAAGGCCCCACGGGCCUAGCUGGAAACAAGGGGACCGAGAGCAGGACCAGCAGUGGCAGCAGCAGCAGCAGGGGCCAGUGGAUCCAGGAACCAGGGACCCCGGGAGAUGUUAGGAAGCCCAGGCCCUGA
Messenger RNA from Rangifer tarandus platyrhynchus (Svalbard reindeer), 3597 nucleotides. The record is from the annotation of a GenBank genome assembly. Lineage: Eukaryota; Metazoa; Chordata; Mammalia; Artiodactyla; Cervidae.